AUUGCCUCCCCCCAACACUCCCCUCUCGAGCCAAACAGCAAACCAAACCACUCAGAUCUCUCUUUAUCUCCCUCUCUCUCUCUCUCCAUGCAAAAAGCUAUCCCUUACACGGCUUAUAUUCCGGCUAGCUCCGGCCCCCCGCCGCCGGUGGUCGAGGGUCAAGGCAGGCCAGAAGGGAUGCCAGCGGCAGAGGAGGUGACCGGCAGCAGUGGCGUGGGGAGGGCGGUGGCGGAGAAUGCGGUGAUGGUGAUCGGACGGCGAGGGUGCUGCAUGUGCCAUGUAGCGAAGAGGCUCUUGCUGGGGCUCGGGGUGAACCCCGGGGUGUACGAGGUCGAUGACGCGGAGGAGGGCGUCGUGAUCAAGGAGUUGAAGGGCAUGAUCGGAACCAACGGCAAGGACAGCGAUGGCGGCGAUGGCGGCGACGGCCAGAAGUUGCAAUUCCCGGCAGUCUUCGUCGGCGGGCGGCUGUUCGGAGGCCUUGAGAAGGUGAUGGCCACUCAUAUCUCCGGCGAGCUGGUGCCCAUCUUGAGAGAAGCUGGGGCCUUAUGGCUUUGAGGCAUGUAUGUACAUGUUAGUAAUCUCUAUCGUUCUAGAAAAAAUUUCUUGAUCAAUGAUUUGAAAUUUAUGAUUGGUGUGAUAUAAGACCCCGCAAGUAUUUUUCCUCUUUUUCAGUUGCUUUGGUAUCUUUCUGAUUAGAUCAAUCUAGGGUUCGCUCGAGAAUUUUUGGAGAGAGGGACCUAGGAAUUGAUUUGCUCUUGCUCCCCCUUUUUUUGUUGUAAUUUGUCAAUGUAAUUUUCUUUGCCAAUUAAUUGUGGUUUCGAUUUGUCCAAGGUCGGUAUA
Messenger RNA from Eucalyptus grandis, 840 nucleotides. RefSeq names its product glutaredoxin-C9. The transcript has a single exon. The record is from RefSeq and is a predicted model, not a curated record. Bases 88 to 555 code for a protein of 155 amino acids. Lineage: Eukaryota; Viridiplantae; Streptophyta; Magnoliopsida; Myrtales; Myrtaceae.